Molecule: messenger RNA, 918 nt
Organism: Bacidia gigantensis
Lineage: Eukaryota; Fungi; Ascomycota; Lecanoromycetes; Lecanorales; Ramalinaceae
Exons: 1
Coding region: 1-918 (305 amino acids)
Source: RefSeq, a predicted model, not a curated record
AUGGUUCUAAAUUUAAGCACAGACAAUCCCGUCAGCGAUAACGAUGGAACACUCAGCUCCUGUGGAAACAACCAGUGGUGCUGUGGGCCGGACGUCACGUCGGGCAAUUGCAGCUGCCAAUCUGGCGAGGGCACCUUCAAAGUCAGCGACGGACAUGCUUUCGCUAUAAUCGGAGAGGACGGUGCGCAGGAUGGUGCCCCACAAGAGACCAACACCGAUACCGUUCCAACAGCGACGAGUGUUUCUGCGCAAGCCAAGAGCUCCGCGUCCUCAAGCACAAAGAGCACAAGUUCAACAUCUACAAGCAGCGCUUCAAGCUCAGCAACCCCACCUCCAAAAAAAGAUAUCAACACCGCUGUCGUCGCAGGAACGAGCACAGCAGUAGGUGUAGCCGCCCUCCUUAUCAUCGCCCUCCUCAUCGUCCUCUUCCGCGUGCGCCGGCAUAAAAAACGCCGCGAUUCACGCACCAAUACAACAGUGACAGGCAUGAGCACUCCCGCACGAGUGAGAACCGUUGCACAACCGACCCGACCCCCCUCUCCAAAUCCCUACGACAACGUCACCCACGCCACCAUGCCGCCAAACCAAGACGGGAUUGCACAAGCGAACCGGAGCCAGUUCAACGGAUUCAUAAUACCGGAUGGGGAUACGGAAGAUCGGCGGCAGGGCGAAAUGAGGGGUCCGCCGGCUGUAGAUCCUUAUGAUGUUCCGGAGGUCCCGGAUCAUUUGUUUGGGAAUCGUGAGAGGUAUGGAAUUGGGGUUGGGGCAGGGGGUGGGUUCGGGGAUGGAGUCGAAAGUAGGGCUCCUCCACCACCGAGCUAUAGGACUAAUGCCGCGUCGCCGCCACCGCAGAGGAGAAAUGUUCUGAGGAGGCAACGAAGUCGGAUAUCGGAGGGUUCGCGACUUUCGACUGCUUGA